CAUCAGAAAACACAUCAGAAGAUGCUACAGCUGAGAUCUAGGUGAGCAUCUGUGAGGAUGGUCAUGUACUCAGUCCUGUGUGAAAAAACUGAACUCCAGGUUGCAGUCUUAAAGCUCUUGAUACAAUCCUGCCAACUUUAAACAGUCAACGAUUGCACACAAUGGACCACAAUCAUUCCAAGUUGGAUAAUGAAACCCUGGCCAUGCUUAGGAACCCAACUGUCAUGAGCACAUUGCCACUUUUGUACUUACUGGUGGUUUUAAUCAGCAUCCCUGGGAAUGUUUUCUCCAUUUGGAUUUUCUUCUUUCACAUCAAGCCCAAAACACCUUCCGUCAUCUUCAUGAUUAACCUUAGUAUCACAGAUCUAGCACUGGCUUGCUGUCUUCCCUUACAAAUUGCCUAUCAUCUCAAUGGGAACAAUUGGGUGUAUAGCAACAACUUGUGUAGUGCUGUAACGGUGAUGUUUUAUGCAAACAUGUAUUCCUCAAUACUUACAAUGACCAGCAUCAGCUUGGAGCGCUACUUGGGAGUGGUGUACCCAAUGAAGCUAAUCAAAUGGAGAAGAAAGAGAUAUGCAGUAGUAGGCUGCUUGGUAAUGUGGGCUUCCCUACUAUUAGCCCUGUUUCCACUUGCAAAGACAGACCUGACUUAUAAAGUGAAAGAACUAAAUAUCACAACUUGCUUUGAUGUCCUCAAGUGGAGCAUGCUUCCUAGUCGACUGGCAUGGGCAGUUUUCCUCCUAUCACUCUUCUUUCUCUUCUUCCUGAUCCCGUUCACAGUGACAGUGGCUUGCUACAUUGGCAUUAUUCGGAAGCUUGUUCAGGCAUCUUCUAGAUACGGCAAUGGGCAGAAGACACGGUCAAUCUACUUGGCUGUAAUUGUCCUCUUGGUUUUCAUCACUUGCUUUGCCCCCAACAACUUUGUACUGCUUGUUCACAUGAUCUGCCGCCUCUACAUGGACAAGAGUUUCUACCACAUUUACAAACUCACCUUGGGGCUCAGCUGCCUCAACAACUGCAUAGAUCCAUUCAUUUACUAUUUUGCAUCCAAAGAGUUUUACCAGACAUUCAUGCAGGUAAUGGGCAAGAAGGUGCUGCUGAGUGACAGUGCAGAGGUCAGGAGAGAUAGUGUGUUUUCAGUCAAUGGCAGGACAAUGUCAGCAAGAUCCAUGUCAAGUGGCCCUGGGGAAGCAUUGGCUAUUACUAAACCAUUUUUGCAAAGGAAUGAAAGUGUUUUUUAACACCAGUGUUCAAGUGUGAGGAAGGUGCCCUCUUUCUAAGACUUUCUAAAAUAUCAGUAGCCACAAGACAGUAUAAAUACCGCAAACAGCAUUUCAUUCUGCUCACUAAAAAUGAAAGUUCGCAUUACUGGGAUCAUAAUGUGCUAGCAAAGGCAUCCCCAAAAUGAGUUCUCUCCGAGUCCCUUGUAAUAUGGAGUAACAAUUAGCCCACAAGAUGGCCUCAUCAUAUGACAUCAUACAUGACAUGGGAAAAAAGUUAAUAUGAAUUUCCAGGUAUUGUGAGACAGAUCAAUAAAAUGUUACUAUUUUGUGGCA
Heteronotia binoei (common prickly gecko) is the source of this 1556-nucleotide messenger RNA. Its product is annotated as P2Y purinoceptor 8-like. Gene Ontology annotation, molecular function: thrombin-activated receptor activity. Gene Ontology annotation, cellular component: membrane. Gene Ontology annotation, biological process: blood coagulation; thrombin-activated receptor signaling pathway; phospholipase C-activating G protein-coupled receptor signaling pathway. The record is from RefSeq and is a predicted model, not a curated record. NCBI's taxonomy places the organism in Eukaryota, Metazoa, Chordata, Lepidosauria, Squamata, Gekkonidae. The transcript is spliced from 2 exons. Bases 162 to 1241 code for a protein of 359 amino acids.